GUGCGUCGCGGUGGGCGUAUCUAAAAACACGACGUGCCCCGCUCCCUCGCUGAAUAUUGAUGAGACGCCUGGUGCAGCGCGGUGGCGUCCGGCGCGGCGCGACAGGCGAUUGGAUAAGGCCGUGUGUGCGUGGUGACGCGCGUCGCGGCGGUGCGGGUCCCGAUUGCUGCAGCCGCUUGUCAGUGUGACGAAGAUUGGCACCCAGGUAAGCGCUGUCACUCAAACCUGCUCCUAGCCAGCCAGCCAGCCAUCCAUCACGGCGCGCCCGCCGCCGCUGUCGGCCGUCUUGGCUCCGCCGCGCAAACAGGCCCGGGGAUGUGGGGCAGAGUGGGGGGAGGCGAGCCCGCCAUACGGAAUAGCGGGGCGGGGGCAUCCGCACCGUAACCUACCCGGAGGGGGGGGGUUAGGGGCGUCGGCAGGCAGGCGCGAGGAAAGGGAGGGGAGGGGGGAGUGAGGAAAUUUCUGGAACAGCCGCCGACUGGCCGUUGGCUCUUGUAGGAGGCGGCGCGUGCGCGCGCGCGCUCACUCCGUGGAAGGGGAAGGUGUCGCGCGCCUCAGGGGGUGGAGUAGGUAUGGGGGGGAGGGAAAGGGCAACAGCUGUUUGUGGCGCGAGGCGGCGUGGAGGGCGGUAUUUAAAAGGGGGCCAUUUUCGGGGACAUUCCUGCGCUGUGGACUCGGAAGCGGCGGGGAGAGCCGGGGGGUGGGUGGGUUGUGGCAGCUGCUUGGUAGUCGCCCCGCGCGUCCGUUUGCUUCCUCGAGUGCGGUUCGGGCUCCCUCCCCGUGAGGGAAGAGCCUUUCUUCGUCGUUUCAAACAACCCUCCUUUUCCUCACCUCACAAACCGGGGCGGAGGGGGGCGGACGGGCGGGUACGCAGCGUUGUUAAGUGUUGGGGAAAUCCAUGGGAAUUGUCGUUAUGUGUAACCCGGUUGUUGCUAAUAAACGUGAGGCGUUUUGCCGCCUCCUGGUUUCUGAGCCUUCCUUUUCCCCCAGAUGUUUGCUUAGUAACCUGCCUUCAGUCCUAACGAAAGCCAGGAAUAUGUAUUUCACAUAAAAAAAUAGUGGUGGAGACGUAAAUGCACCCAUACACGAUAGAAAGGACUAAAACAACAGAUCAUCCACCUGUCCCCUGAGUAAAUGUUAGCAGUUUUUUACUUGGCUAUAUAUGGGAAAAGAUAUCUUUGGAACUGGCAUUGAAAGUGCAAGUGCCAACUUCUGACAGAACUGGGAAAGUAUGACAUUUUCCUUGAUGCAAGUACCACUUAAAAAAAAAAGUGUGUGUGAUCAUGUUCUCCAGGCUCAGCUUGAUUAUGAUGUUGGUAAACAUCAUGAGGUGCCAGUUCACUAUUCUUGCACUAGGUCAUUGCCUAUAAACCUGUUCAGGUUCCAGUGUUCAAAUGCAUUAAUCAAGAAACCAAGAAAUAAAAUGAUUUAAAUUUUAAAUGGUAACGGCUGUCUUUUAAAAACACAUUGAAGAAAAAAUUGCUUCAGAGCUUCUCUUGGGCAUCCCUUCAAUUCAAUUUUGAAAAACCAGGAGGAAGUGGUAUAUGUAACACAACAGUGCUGGGAUUUAAGAAAAGCACCAAAUUUUAAAGGAUAAGUGCUGGUUUGCAGGCACUCAAAUUCAGAGGCUAGGAGAAAUUUCCUCACCAAGCUGAUGAUCUGCAACUGACUGUUGCCCUUGUCUACAAUCUUACUAGUUUUGUGGUAUAAGUGGAAGUAUGCAUGUUUUGUGCUAAACCAACAUACAAGAGUUCUGUAUAUAAAUAAAUGUAUAUUCUGUGCCAAAAAAGGGCUGAUCUCUUGACAUGUAUAAAUCAAAUGUAACAGAUUUGCAUGGAUUUGUUAAUUUUGCAUAAUUUUCUUGGUCACUUGUGGGAGAGCAUGGUAGAUACAUUAAGAAAUUCAUUUGAAAUGCACUCCAGCAAUCUUGUUCAGCUGUUCCAUCAAUGUCAGCAAGAAUUGUCUAUAUACUUUCAAGCCUAUCUUUGCAAACCUAACAGAAAUGUCAUAUUUUUAAGGGAAACUAAGAUUCUCAGGAUAUUUACCGUAUUUUUUGCUCUAUAAGACUCACUUUUUCCCUCCUAAAAAGUAAGGGGAAAUGUGUGUGCGUCUUAUGGAGCGAAUGCAGGCUGUGCAGCUAUCCCAGAAGCCAGAACAGCAAGAGGGAUCGCUGCUUUCACUGCGCAGCGAUCCCUCUUGCUGUUCUGGCUUCUGAGAUUCAGAAUAUAUUUUUUCUUGUUUUCCUCCUCCAAAAACUAGGUGCGUCUUGUGGUCUGGUGCGUCUUAUAGAGCAAAAAAUACGGUAAUUCUGGACUUGUGAGUCGCAUUACAAAAAUAUGUACAGAGCCCUGACUAUAAGUUUAAUAAGUAAACAUUGACAUUUGGUCAUGGCUCACAUGAAUAAAGAGAAUAAAGUCAUUCUCAAGGACACUAGAUUCUGAAAGAUUGGUAUGCAAAACUAGCUCAGAUUUGCAUAUAAAUUGAGCCAUGUGAAAUACUUGCAAAAGAUGCUCCUGUACUGGGGAAUGAGACUGGUGUUGCUAUUGCCAGUAUGCACAUAACCUUGGGUAGCUGGGAGUGCUCUUAAUCAGUCGAGGCUGGUAUAGAACUGUGACCUUAUCUAGAGAGGUCAGAACUUGACUCACUGUCCAUGUUCUUGUUACCACCCAGUACAGAUUAUGUUAAUGAACUUUACAUGAGGCAGCAUUUGAAGAUGAUUUAGAAACUUCAGCAGUGCAAAAUAUGGCUACCCUGUUACUAGUUGGGACUAGGAGGUCAGAACAGUUUGCACCAAAUUUGUACCAAUUACCUUGGUCGCCAGUGUGUUAUCUUGUAAAAAAGCUUUAAAAAUGGGCUGGAUGUGGUAACUGUUGAGUGAAUUUGUAGCUGGUUGACGGAAUCCAAAGAGUGCUCACUAACGAUUCCUCUUCAGGAAAAAAAAGGGACAAGGGAGAGGCCACAGGGUUCUCCCUGGGUCCAUUGUUCAACAUCUUUAUAAAUGACUUGGAUGAAGGUGUUGAGGGGAUGCCCAUCAAAUUUGCAGAUGACACCAAACUGGGAGGUGUAGCCAAUACAGCUGAAUAUAGAAUCUGGAUUCAUGAUUACGUUAAUAGAUUGAAGAACUGGGCCCAAACUAAAAGAAUGAAUUUCAUUAGGGACAAAUGUAAGGUUCUACACUUAGGUAGAUCUCAGAUCAGAUGUGGCAACACGCUGAAUUUAAGCAUAUUGGAGGAAAAUAAAAUAAACGGGAUUCCCUCCAUAACGGUGAGUGAACACUUAGGUAGGAAGAACCAGCUGCACAAAUAUAAGAUGGAGGCCACCUGGAUUACCAGUAAUAUAUGUGAAAAGGCUCUAGGUUUACCAGUAAUAUAUGUGAAAAGGCUCAGUGGACCACAAACUUAACAAGAGUCAACAGUUUAAUGUAGUAGCAAAGAAAGCAAAUGCUGUUCUAGGCUGCAUCAACAGAAGGAUAGUGUCCAGAUCAAGGGAAGUAAUAGUUCUGACCACACCUGGAGUACUGUGUCAAGUUCUGGGCAGCACAAUUUAAGAAAAAUAUUUACAAGAUGGAAUGUGUGCAGAGAAGGGUAACCAACAUGAUAAAGGGUCUGGAAACCAAGCCUUAUGAGGAACAGUUGAGGGAAUUGGAUAUGUUUAGCCUGGUAAAGAGAAGAUUGAGAGGAAUCACAGAAUUGUAGACUUGGAGAUAUGAUAGCCAUCUUCAAUAAUAAUAAUAAUUUUGUACCCCACCCAUUCAACUGGGUUGCCCUAACUACUCUAGGUGGCUUCCAGCAUAAUAUACAGAAAGGGCUAUCACAUGGAAGAUGGAGCAAGCUUGUUUUCUCCUGCUCUGCAGGCUAGGACCUGAACUUAGGCAUUCAUGUUAUAAGAAAGGAUAUUCCAACUAAACAUCAGUUAUAACUUUCUGACAAAGCUAUUCGACAGUGGAAUAGACUCUCACAAGAGGUGGUGGACUCUUCUUCCUUGGAGGUUUUCAAGCAUCUUUCACGUGUGAUCUAGUUGAGAUUCCUGCAUUGCAAGGAGUUGGAUUAGAUGGCCCUCGGAGUCCCUUCCAACUCUGUUAUUCUUUGAUUCUAUGAACCAUGCUAGCCUGCCCACACAAGGAAAUCCAAAUUAAAGGUCCUACUCAGAUACUCACCGCUAAAAACCAACCAGGCUGAUAAAAGUCUAAGAAGGCAGACUCUCCCUUAUGUCAUUUAAACAGGUCUUGAAGACAUUUUUUCUGUGUCUUUUAAUGACACAAAGUGGGUUAUAAAUGCAGUUUUAACACAGGUCUCACUGAGCUUUAUUGUUUUAUCACUGUUUGAGUUUUUUUUUUAGUAUUUAAAAUUUGCUAUUUUAAAUAGUGUAUAUGCUGUAUUUCAAGUUUGUAUUUUAAGAUGUGAGCUCCUCUGUGGAGCGUUUUCAAAAUGUGGAUUAUAAAUCCUUUGAGUGAAUAAAUAUGCUGUUGACUUUCCACUGUAUUGGUCUAUCCCAGGCCAGAAGUAGUGCCGUGUUGCUUCUUCCAUCCUUAGGCUACUAGUGCAAUAGCCCAGUGGAAAUACUGCUUGUUUGCUUGCUGCAUGGAAAACAUUUCUUAAUUUUAGUGUGCAACUGUGCAUAAUUGUACCUUUAAGUUCUGAUGAAUUCAGACUUGCAAGAUUAGGUCUUAGAAAGAAGUAAUUUUAAUUUGGGUUGCUACUGUUUUGUUCAGCAAGCAUAUGUAGAUGGCUAAGCUGAAUGCCAAUUAUGAUAUCUGAAAUGAUUCAGCAAUAAUGUGUGCACAGCUUGGUUCCCAUAUCUAAAUUUCUACACUCUGCUAUUAUUGAUCUCUUCAUUCAAGAUUUGUGGUCAGAUUGCAGGUGCCCAAGCCACUGUGUCACUCACAGGAGAGACGCGUGGCUCAGGUACGCUGCAGGCCCCAUGGUAAGUGCUGCCCCCGCUGUGGCGCCCAGUACUCCCCUAGCUACGUGUCUGAAUAGUGAAAGGAGAGUACAUACACAUCCAACAUCACCAAAAAGCUCACAUUUGGGGAGCAGUUCUAAUAAUUUGUGUUACUGUAAGGCUGUCAUUGUGCAGGCCCAUUUGGAGGAUUAGUAGUACUGCAUUACAAUCCUGGAUUUGCAUGCAGAAUGAGGUGGAGAGCAAAAAAAGAAGGAGGUUUGCACAAUAGCAGUCACCAUGACAGAAAGGGGUGAAGGUGAAAAUGGAGGUGCAAUGGGGGUUGUAAAAAAAAAGGAGGGAGUGAGAGGUAUGGUAAAGCUGCUGAAGAUUAAAGCAGGGGCAUGAAAGGGUUUGCAGAAUAGAAGGGGGUGGUAGCUUCAUGAUGGGAUGCAAGGAGGUUACUAUGGCGGUGGUUUGUGUGCAAGAGGGUGCACAAAGGCAGUGGGGAGAUGAAGGUGAAAAUGGAUGCAAAAGGGAACCUCAGGAGUGAAGGGGAAAGUGGCUUCAGAAAUGGGUUUGGGAAGGUGGAAAGUGAUCAUAGUAAUUGCAUGGGGUAGGAAGGGGAUGCUCUAAGGGCAAGUGGACUGAGCAGGGGUGCAACCCCUAGUGAAAUACAAAGUGGCAAAAUGCUUAACAGUUUUUCUAAAGUGCAUUUUGCAGGUCAUAUAUGCUAGAGACAACCGCACUGAAAAGUCAAACCUAUUAUAAGAUAAGUCUCCUAGGAUAAUGUUAAGGGGCAAAAUGCUUAGUAGUAAGGAGUUGCUCAAGUUCCUAAUUUAGUGUUUGAAUACCUUAGUAUUGUGUUGUUUUGUGCAAUUAGCUUUUGACUGUGGAAAUCAUUUUGGUGUGAACAUGUCUUUUUGCUAUCAAGGUAAGAGACUCAUCAGAAAAGAACUCCAAGUGAACAGAAAAUUAGGAAAAAAUAUAAUUAUGGAACCAAUAUAAUUAUGUAUCAGUUGAGACUUCAGUUGUAAAUUGUAAAUUGAGACUUCAGUUGAGACUUGUAGUAAAUUGUGAUUGAAGUACCAUAACUCCUAUAGAGUAAAUAUGAAAUCAGUUACCCAUUCCUUGCUGGCAAAUUAAAAAACAGCUCAUUAGCUGAGGAAAUUCCUCACCCUAGAACCAGCCCAGGGGUUUUAAUCUCUUAUGGUCAGUGCUUUUUUUCCUAAAAAAAUGUUUAGGGGUACUCUCAUUUUCCUACUCAUUGAAAUACUGCCUCUCAAUGAGGCCAAACUUAGAUUCACAAAAUGUUUAGGGGUAUGUGUACCCCCGCGGCCCCCCAUAAAAAAGCACUGCUUAUGGUAGCCAGCAACUUUUUGUUUGUUUGUUUUUUAAUAAUAUUUAUUGAUAAUUUCAAGAUUACAAGAAAAAUAAAAAAUAACAGACAACACUACAAUAUAAAACAGAAAAAAGAAAAAGAAGACAAUGAAAAAGAUAAAAGCACAAAAAGUAAAAAAGAGAAAAAAACACAAAUCCCAAAUUGUGUAUCCAUUAUUUCCAUUUGCUUGUUUCAUUGACCUCCUUACACCUCCGUUUUUGUAUUCUAAUUUAAUAAUUUUUUCAGCAAAUUCUUUCCAUCUUUCUCAAUUUUUGUUAUAAAAUUUAUCUUAACAAUUUAACCUAAUAAUUAACAAAUCCUUACCAUCUUUCCCCAUAUUCUAUUAUUCAGAUUACCUUAAUUUAUUUAACCUUAUCUUACCCCUAAGUGCCUUAAAAUUUAAAUCUUAAAUUUCAAAUAUUCAUAACUCCUAAUAUCAUUUCUGCUAGAGUCGUAUAGUUUCAUUCCCACAUUUUCCCUAAUAUUCAUUAGCUAAUUCUAAAAUAAAAAAAGUUUCCAUUAUAAAUUCUCUUCCAAGCAUCAUCCAGCGUCUCUUCUUCCUGGUCUCGGGUCAUGUCAGUCCUUAUUGUCCUUAUUGUCCAUUCCGUCUAGUCCAUCAACCUGGAAGCCUUAUGUCCGAGGCCCUUAAAUCUCUUCCAUGUCCCUUCUGCAAUUCUUCUUCAUCUUGUUUGUGCUUGCCCUUUUCCUUGUCUCUUAUUGGUCUCUGUCUUAGUUUCUUUCCUUUCUCAUUGAGGAGUAGGUCUCUGGGGUUUCCAGCCGAAAAUUAUCUCCAUCGCCCUUCAUCCAGCUCACCCAUUCCCCACAGUCCCACUCCCCACAGUCCUCGAUGUAAUCCAAAAUGAAUUUAAAAUCAAAUUUCAGAGUCUCUCCAAAACUAGAAGUCUCCUCAUCUCCAAACUCCCCUUGGCCCACUCCAGCUUCAAUCUUCAAUGACAGUGACUUAUGCUCCUGUAGGACCUCGGGUCUCUCCAUUUGUACUAUUUGAGGUGCAGCCACAUCCUCCUCCGUUGUCAACUGCGCUUGCCCAAUCGGUACGGAUUGAUAGGUUGGUUCUUGAAUAUUUCUGUAUCAAUGUUAUUAACCACAACAGUCAAUUCCAAUUUCUCAUUCAUCAAAUCCAUCUUUACAUGCAUCUGUUCCAGCAGAGUAUUUGUCUUGCAUAGAGCAAGCAGCCAGUCUUUCUCCCAGCUCAUCUUUAUUCAAGGUCGAAAAAAGUCUGUUCCCACAGUCUUAAUCUCACAGAUGUUGGGUCUCAAAUAUGCUGCAACAACAAUUUAGCAAGCUCCCUCUAGAGGAGACAAUCCACUUGUAGCCUUUUUCUUUUUUUUUAAAGACAAAGGAAAGUUACUUUCACUUUUCAGAUAUUUCAGACAUUUUUCAGAUAUUUUGUUUCUUUAAGAUGCAAAAGGCAACAUUAGAAUUAACUUGUUUCUCUUCACUGGCUAUCUGUCAAAGUGUUGCGUUCACCGUCAAUGAACCUCAGCAACAGUUUCUGUCUCUGACACCCCGUUCCCAGGUUAGAGAUGAUGGAAACUUAUCCUUCUUCACUCCCUCUCCUGCUAGAGUUAAACAGAGUCCCCCCCCCUUUUCUCCUGCUUCCAAGGGGGGUUUCAGUGGUUCUAAAUGAAGGAAAUUUAGUCCUUUUUUUGACAGCUUCCCGGCUUUAGCUUGCAAAGUUUUUGCUUUAGUCUAUAUACAAAGAAACGGAAGGCGGACUUCCUGUUUACACCUUCCCGCUUCGUUACCAAAUUAAAACAAUUUCUUGAUCCAAUUUUCCGUUUCUACUCACGGGUACUUGUUUUAAGUCCAAUUGUCCACAGGAAAAAGUCAGCGCUCUCUGGCAAUGGCUGUGUGGCUUCACUCCGUGAAAAUAGCAGUCAGUUCGUAGCACCGCGCUUCUCACCCCACUUCGCUCCGGAGCCCCCAAAUGGGCUUCCCCGCGAGUAGGGGGGCGCUUCUGGUGCCCUGCCGAACCCCACGUUCCCAGGUUUCCUCCGCCUGGGAUUUCUAGCGGGUCCCCACCUUCGCCGCGGCGGGAAGACCCAGUUUUCAUGGAGCCCGUUCCUCCGGUCGGAGGAACUCCGCCAUUCACCAAUGGCGCUGACCCGGAAGUCCCAACUUUUUGAAAUUACCAUUUGAAACUGUACACUAAGGAUUGCAAGAUUUCUUCCAAAGUUGUCCCCAGGGUAGACUGCCAAAAAUAGAGGAGCUACUAACAAAAUAGAUUGCAGUUCCUUUGGGAAUCUCUUCUCUCAUGAUCUCAUGAUCUUACGUGUCUCCAUUACAUUCUCUAAUCCAGUAUGAGGUAGUAAAUGAAAGGCUACUUCCUUAGAACUUAGGCAUGUAUAUAUAUUUUUAAACAGAGCCCUAUCUGUCCCAAAAUUGAUUUGUUUGAAGUACAUUUCCACAACAAAACUUAAAACUGGGGCAUUUGCUUCACGUAUCUUUCUGGUUAAUGAGCUAACAGCAUGAAUAAGAUAUGUGUAAAACCAGUAGACACAGUAGUUCUGAUGGCUACUUUCUAUCUCUAAAGUUUGAGAACUUUCAGGACCAUGCUUAGUCAACAGGUUGAGAAACAAGCUCAUGAGAGCCACAGAUUAUGUUUUGCACAUUGAUGGGUACAGAUGAAAGCAGCCUGAUAGCAAUGGUGCUAGACAAUGAAGCUUCCUGGUGUUUGAAAAGCUUGAGAGCCUCUGUUGCAAGAGCUGUUUGUUGUUGACAACCUGUAUUUUAUGUAGAUUGUUUCCAUAUGACUUUCUUGUGGCUCUUUGUGGCUCCAAAUUUGACAACAUUCUGCUUGUUGCCCACUCCUAUCCCCAUUGAAUGUGUGUGUGUAGGGUGGGGAGUGAGUUUUCAAAGGAAUGAUAAGUUUUUGCUUGCUUUCUAUGCUAUUUUGCUUGCCUAGGGAAGAAAAAUGGAGGCUUCUCUGCUUGUUGCUGAAAAUGCAUAUGAAAAUAAGCAAAGGAAGAUAAACCUGACCAUCAGAAAUUCUUCAGGUGAAACUUCUCCCAGCAUAGUUGCAGUUAGAAAUUUGGGAACAAAUUAUGCUCUUCUAAUGUAAAAAAUCUCCAUGUUGCGUCUCCUGCAUGUUUUCUGCAGUAUCUGAUGCAUCAUGUGAGUGAUCUUUGCAUUUUUAGUGCACAGAUUAUAUAUCUUAAUGUAUAUCCUCAAGGGCUGUGUAUGCCUGCAUCUGUGUGCUGAUUCACACAUUUAAACUGGCUGCUUAUUUCAUCCAUAGGGACUCUGUGAAUCAGGUUGUACACCAAGCUUUACAACGUACACAGAUAUAAUAUGUAGCAGGAGAAAAAGUGUCCCUGUAGUAGGAGAAACGACUGAUGCCAGGCUGUAUUUUUGUGCAGCCCAGUUUACACAGGUUGUGCUGCAUCAACUUUUCCAAACCUGUUCCUGCAAUAUGCUUUAGACCAGGCAUCCCCAAACUUGGCCCUCCAGCUGUUUUGGGACUACAAUUCCCAUCAUCCACGACCACUGGUCCUGUUGGCUAGGGAUGAUGGGAGUUGCAGUCCCAAAACAGCUGGAGGCCGAGUUUGGGGAUGCCUGCUUUAGACUAUAAGACCCAUCCAACAUCCCCUCACCACUGGUCAUGAUGGCUGGGACUCAUAGCAGUUGUACUCCAAAACAUUGUAGGGCAUCACAUUAGGGAAAAUUGCUUGACAUGGGUAUGAAAGAAAAGAAGCAGCUCACUGUACCAAAUUCCUAAUGGGGCCUAGUAAUAUCAUCCACAAUGAUGAUGUGGAGGAGUCUGCCCCUUUUGGGAUUUCUGGCUUGCUGGACUCAAUGCUCCCUUUGGCAUACAAAGAGACACCACCUCUGUGUAGCAUAUACACAUGAGGAAAACUAUAUGUGUUCUAUGUGAGAAAUGCCAGGAGUUUUAUAGUUGCUAUUCCUUGUUGCAGCCACCGAAAAAUAUAUGUGUCCUAUGUGAGAGAUUCCCUUUGUUUUUAAAAUUAUAAUUGUUCCUUAGUGCUGCUACUAGAUGAUUUUCAACUUUCUUUAUAACCUCCAAAUGUAAAAAGAGAUCUAACUUCAGGGUAUGUGCCAUCUGGUCUUGUGACUGAGACCAGUAUCAAAUAUUCUUUAAGAGGGAAUAUUUUGAAAAACAAGAAUUUUCACAGUGGGUUUGCAUUGUUCAUUGUCCUGCAUUCUUUUGUCGUACAUCCCUUUUGACAUUUUUAUUUUUGCUAGUGAAACCACUAUAUGAUAUUCAUAUAUAAAAGUUUGAUCAUUUAUUUUGUGCCACUAACGUGUGAUUUUAGUUGCACAUUUGUUGUGCAACUCUUCAUUGCAAUAAAGAGCAAGAUCAAGUGGCUAACCAUAUUGCAUUUAUCACUUUUUCUGGCAAAUAUGAUUUAAUAGUUACAUUGACUGCUUUUGUCAAAAAGGGUUUGAGAACAUUCCUGAGAUCUUCUAGGUUGGUGUAGCAAAUACAUGUGAUUGCAUUCUCAAUCCCUUCUGCCCCUAUUCUGCUGCUGAACAUGCAGAUGUCAGUUAUGUAAUUUGUAUUCGAUAACAUCCAGUGAAAAUACUAACCUUUUUGGAUUUCCCCCCUAAGGUAUGAUGAUUUGACUUUAUAAGAACCCUAAGUAACCAUGAUGGCAACGCAGACAUUAAGUAUAGACAACUAUCAAGAUGGGCAACAAGUAAGAACAUUUUUAAAUAAAAAAAUGAAAAAUAUGAACUGCACCAUAGUAGGUAAAAAUAAUAUGUUAAAUAAUUAUGGUGUCCAAGACGUGAAACUACUUCCGUCCGAUCUAUAUUACUUUUCCUCUGCUGUUAUUUUGAUAUGGUACCUAAGUCACACCACUGGCUUGCCCUUUGCCCAUUUUCUAGUGCUCUUAAGCUGCUUUCUAGAAAGGUAGGAAACAACGGAAUUUCCAGAAGCAAAAAUUAUUUAGGAUUGAUUCCUUGAUAUUAUUAGUUUUAUUAUGAUUACAUUUAUCAGUCGCUUUAUACGAUAAAAAUUCUCAAAGUGACUUGCCAAGGUAAAAUACAUGAAAGCAAUUCAAAACCAGAAAAAAUAUAAAACUAUGAACAAUACAAAGCAUACAUAAAUUGCUUAUCUAGCAUUAUAUUAAUAAGGACAAGUCCUGCCUACCCCACUCAAAACCCCACUCAAAGCUAAGCAUCACCAUAGGAGGUAACAUUAAUUAACCAAAGACCUGGAUAAAGAAAAAGGACUUAGCAUGGUGCCUAAAGAUUAACGAGAAGACUCUAGGCAUCUGUUCCUGGGGAGAGCAUACCACAGAGCGUGCCAGAAUAGGCCCAGCACAGCCUAUUAUGACUGAGACAACUCUCCAGGGUGUCGGACAAAGAUAGCUCCCAUCACUUGUUACCUGAUGCUUUUAACCGGCAGUGCUGGGAUCUUCUGCAUGCAGUGCAUGUGUUCAGCCACUGAGCUUCUGCUCUAAACUUGCUGAACCAGGUUUUAUUUUGUUUUGUCAUUUAGCCCCUCUCUCUCGCACACAUGUACACAAACAAUUAUUUUGUGAAAUAUUGCCUAAACGUUGCUAUUGAACUUGUUUAGCUGCUUGGGUUGUCAACCAUAUAAUGUUGUACUUAUCUAUGUGGUAUUUUGACUGUUAGCAGUUAUUUUGUUGAAUAAGUAAGGGGUGGGGGUGGGGAGAAGCGUCUAGGCACCUGAUGAGGUUAUGUUGUCUUUUUUUACUUGCUUAGUUGUAUCAGUUGACUUUAGGGAAAAUAUCACAGCAUGUGGCCAUAAACAAAUUUCUAGGUGAUCCUAGAGUGGCUUUUUUUCCGUAUACAGUACUUCUGAUUUUACAGCGGAACUGACUAUUGUACUAUCCCCUGAAAUUUGUAAACUAAUUACAAUGCAAUCAUAUAUAUUAUAUAUGUUCAGUUGUAAGUCCUGUAGGAGUGCAUAGAAUUCCAUCCUUAGUUUACUUUUGAUUUUAUUAAUAAUAAUAAUAAUAAUAAUAAUAGUAAUAAUUUAUUAUUUGUACCCCGCCCAUCUGGCUGGGUUUCCCCAGUCACUCUGGGCGGCUUCCACAGAAACAAAAAAUACACUAAAAUCACACAUUAAAAACUUCCCUGAACAGGACUGCCUUAAGAUGUCUUCUGAAUGUCAGGUAAUUGUUGAUCGCUUUGACAUCUGAUGGGAAGGGGUUCCACAGGGUGGGCGCCACUACCGAGAAGGCCCUCUGCCUGGUUCCCUGUAGCUUUGCUUCUCUCAGUGAGGGAACCGCCAGACGGCCCUCAGCGCUGGACCUCAGUGUACGGGCAGAACGAUGGGGGUGGAGACGCUCCUUCAGGUAUACCUGGGCUUCAGGUAUAUGCCUGGGUUUGUUCAGCAACUCCAGAAAAAGCACCCAAAUUGCUCCUUCUUGCAUUCGUUUGGCAUUGCUCUUAAUGGUUUCAUGACUUACUUAGCUAUCUCUUAAUUUUUCAAAUCAUUCAGCUUGUUACAAGAUGGGUAAUAGCGUUUGAACGUAAUGUUCACUUUGUGCAAAUUGUGUAGCAGUAGUCCUUUAACCUAUCCAGGUCUUCCACAGCAGUACGAGGGCAUGGUGCAGAGCUGCAGGUAGGAGUUACUAGUAUUUCCCCAGAUUUCACGGACAGAAGAAAAUAUUGUGACCAUAGUUCUACAGUUAGAUUGUUUUAUUGCCCUUACUGACUAGUCUAAUUCAUAAUAAACUGCAACUUCCUAUCAAAAAGUAGAUAUAUUGGAUCUUUCUCGUAUUUUUUUCACAAACUCUUUAACGUAUAUACAAAAGUCCUUAUUUAUAUUCAGUACAGAACAAACAGUGAAACAUUUCAUAUUUAAUAUUGAAACACCUAAAAAUCAAGCUAUAUGUUUUUCAUAAAAUAAUUGUGAAAUGGUCCCUCCUUUGCAAUAUCUCUGAAGAAUUAUAUGCACUCCAGUGCCUAAAAUAAAGCCUGAAAUCUUAAACAUUCUUAAUUAGAAAUGAGCUCUAUUGAGUUUUCAAGUAAAUGUGUAGCAUACAGAAUUAUUUCUAAUGAUAAUUUCUGUUUGCAAAUGACAUUUUGCCUAUUGCGGAUGUUUUCAAGGUCUGCUUUCUUAAAGUGAUUUUUGUUGAAGCAGUGUAUGUGUAGCUUUAUCCAAAAAUAGCUGGCUUAUGAAACGCAGGAUUCUGUAACAGACAAUUGACUAAAAGAAACCUACUAAUGGGAGUCAAACUUGUAGUGACCUUUCCACUAUCUUCCUGCCUCCAAAUGUUGCAAGGAUUAAAUGAGUUGUUUGUUAAAUGCUUGUUCUUUUUGUGUGGUUGCCAAGUCAUACCAACCUUCUGGCAACUUACUAGGCCUUUGGCUUUCUCUUUGCUUAGAAAAUGAACCAUUUAGUUGUGAAUCUAUGCUGUUGGUAAUAUAAAGCAUCUUUCUUUUCCAGCAGAUGCAAGUAGUAACAGAAUUAAAAACUGAGCAGGAUCCAAACUGCUUGGAAGCAGAUGCAGGAGGAUUGAGUCCUUCCCCGGUAGAGUCCCAGACUCCGAUGGAUGCAGAUAAGCAGGCUAUUUACAGGUAGCAGUAUUCACAAGAUGAGCUGUUUCUAGUAGUAAAAUGUAUCAUUCUCUUUAGUAGGUCAUGGGGUGGUUCUCAAAUCAUGGGGUGAUGCUUGUGUGGGCAGGAGACAUGGAACAUGUGGAAGGGGACACACACUGUUCUAGACAUGAUAAGAUCUUGAGGCUGAUGCAUCUUUCCCCCCUCACCAGCCAAGCCGUGGGUGGGAUUAGAGUUCUCUAGAAUAUCCUCAUUGGAUUUGUAGGGGCAACUGCUCCCCCAUUCAUUGACUUGGGAAAAGGUGCUACUUUGUACUAAUGCUGUUUUCCUAUUUGUGGUUUUAGGAGGUGUCAAAUAUAACUUGUUCAGUUUUCCCUUCCUAAUUCCAGCAUUGAAUUAGUGCCUAGACCAAAGUUUGUUGCACAUAUCAGUGCAGCUGGGGAGGUUGGUGAUAGGUUGGGGUACUCAGAAAGUAGAAUAAGUUUAGAAGAGGAGGCCUAAGCUUAAAUCAGCCAACGUAUUGUAACUUGUCAAGAAGUUCAUACAUUUGGGGUUUUCUAAUUACUGUGAGAUGGUUAAUACAUAUUUUCAUGCUUAAGACUGAAAUCUAUACAUUUACAAGAGACUAAGCCCUACUGAAGACAGAAGGCUUGUGCAGUAAGUUCUACUACCUUCUGUUGGCGUUAAACAUACUUAAGUGUUCAGGAUUGUGAGCCGCGUCUCAGGGCAAAGCUUUUUAUUGUCUUUGUAUUUAGUUAUAUAUAUUUGUCUAAACUUGCUUUCUGUUAGAGCUACAUCCUUACAAUCUAAGAAAAUAAAGUAUGGCAUCCCUACUAGAUUAUGUUUUUAAAAAAACAUACAAUUGUAUUAAAUUUCAGGCUUUUUAGGGUCUUUAUUUGAACAAAGCUUAAUAAAAACGUAAGUGAGACCCAAUAGUUCAAGCUACCCAUCAGUAUCAUUUACGUCAAACUGUGGGAUGACAUUGAUAUUUAAAUGAUUCCAAAGUUAGCAGUAUUUGAUCCAUGCUAAAAAGAAGAGCAAAUAAGGGAGAUCACAGUAUAUUCAGUUCCGAUCCUAGCAUAGUAAUUGCUAAUGUAACUUUAUUACAUUAAAUGUAAUACUAAUGUAAUAAUCUAAAAUAAUAGGAUUGUAUGUAUGCAAUGUCCAGAUCGCUCAGAAUUUUUUAUCAAACUGACUUGCACAUAGACAUUUCAAGAGACCUACAAUUUGCUUGUCUUUUUAUUCCUAGACAUCCACUGUUCCCCUUAUUAGCACUAUUAUUUGAAAAAUGUGAACAAUCCACACAAGGCUCAGAAGGCACAACGUCUGCAAGUUUUGAUGUAGAUAUUGAAAACUUUGUUAGGAAGCAGGAGAAGGAAGGAAAACCAUUUUUUUGUGAAGAUCCAGAAACAGAUAAUCUAGUAAGUAAAAACAUUUUAGAGAAGAUUUCAAUUUAUUUGUAAAAUCUUUAUAUUUGAAAAAAGUAAAUUGAUAGUGAGAAAACUGAAUUGUGAAAUGUCAACUAAAAGAAGUUGAAAUUUACAGCCCUUGGUAGCAGCAGACAUUCCCUGUCAGUAUUACUAACAAAAGCUCCUCCAUCACAUAGCGAAUUAUCAACUUGGCUAGCUUCUUUUUUUAGAUAGUUGUUUGUUUGUAGUAAAUCUGUCUGCUUCAUGAGACUCUUUUGACAUAUCAACAUGUUUUCCAGUGAGUCAGAUGUUCUUAUUUGUAGGGUUUUGGUUGUUUGCAUUUAAUUUGCUGUCUUCCUCCACUACUUCCUCAAUUCCUUCCAUUCCCCUCCUCUCUCCCCACCCACCCAGCUGGGAUUUGUGGUUUACAUCUCAACAAACCAUUUGAUUUAAUAUGGUUGCUUGAAAGAACCCUGAUUGGCUCUUUACUGUGCAUGUAGUUCCUUAAGUGGAAACUUCAUGAUAUUUUGUGCCUGCUGAUUCUGGCAAUUGAGGUGCUGCCUGAAUAUUGAGCUUAUAUCCAGAGGCCCUUCUCCUGGUGCCACUGCCUUCUGAUAUGGGGCAGGUAGUGACCAGGUGAAGAACCCAUUCAGAGAUGCAGUCUGCUUAUUGAACUCUCUCCUUUGUGUGAACAUCCAUUUGUGGAAUAUGGCUUCUACCAGGGGCGUAAGAAGUGGGGGUGCGAACCACCCUGGGUGUCAUCCCUGAGGGGGUGAUAAAAUGGCACACCACAGGGGGGCGGCACUUACCGCGGGGCCUGGUCUGCAGCGCGCCCAGGCCACGCGUCUCUCCUGGGAGUGACGUGGUGGCUCGAGGCUGCACGCUGCCUAAAAUGGCAGCGUGGGGCUUGCGCCCGCCAGGUGGACUCCGUGGGCAGCUCGCUGUGCCUCCCCCCGGGCAGAUCGCCGCCCUGCCCCCUGGGUGGAUCGCCCCGCUCCUGCUGCUCCGAGUGCCGGAGCAGCUAGCUACGCCCCUGGCUUCUAGUUUCCUCUAUCCUUCCACACAGCCUCAAAAUCUGCUCAAGAUUCUUGGGGCACGUGGGCAGCUGCAGUGGAUAAAGAUGAGAAACCAGAAGUGCUGUUGUGCAAGUGGAUUUUCAUUGUGCUCUUUGUGAUUCCUUUUUACUCAGAGCUUUUAUGCCUUUUCUGCUUUUAAUGUUGAUUACUCCUGAUUCUUUUCCACUUUUUUUCUGCCACUGAUUGUAGAUUGCAUCAUCUUGUAAUUUUAUGUUUUAAUUAUUGUAUUUUUCUUCUGUAAGUGUAAGCCACUCUGAGGCUGCAUUUUCUUAACAAGUAUAAUAAAUUGAGUGGUUGGCUUUGUGCCAAAUGCACAUCUGAUUGUACUUGAGUUGACACUUGAAGAUAAUGCAUAUUGCUAUUUCUGAUCAGCUCAACUACUUAUCAUAAGGAAGUUGGGUAUGUGAAAAUCUCUGCAUGUUGUUCAUUGGAAACUUGUAUAAGAAGAAAAAUGGAAAAGGUGGGCUAAAUAGGAGGGCUGCAUCAUACAUGAUAAUCUGCACAAAUCAGAUCUGUGUAGAAAAAUGCAUUUAUAUAGCCUAUACAUGCUGUGGGCAGUCCCCAGUUUUGUGCAAGCAGUUAACAGUGUACAGUACACAGUUUCCCACAUUGAGACAAUAUAUGGGUAGGAGAAAGCAACAAUAAUUAUAAACAGCCCUGUUGAAAAUAAGCAAAAAAGUAGCUCAAACAUAUAUUGAACAACUUCGCACACUGUAAAUGACAUAUGCAAAUGUUUGUUUUCAUUGGUUUUUUACUUGUCUCUGAAUUCUUUCUCUUUUCCCUCUUUUAGAUGGUAAAGGCAAUUCAGGUUUUACGAAUUCAUCUACUUGAGCUAGAAAAAGUUAAUGAGCUCUGUAAGGAUUUCUGUAGUCGCUAUAUUGCCUGUCUGAAAACGAAAAUGAACAGUGAAACUCUGCUAAGUGGAGAAUCUGGGAGUCCUUAUUCACCUGUACAACCCCAGGUACCUUUCAUGCUAACUGAAAUAUAUUUUCUUUAUUUGAUUUAUAAUCUACAUUAUCCCAAAGACUCAGGAUAGGUAAGAUUAGUUUUUAAAACAAACAAAGAAAGAGCAGAUAAAAUAUAAAUUACUAUGUUAAUAUUGGUUGAAUUUGUAAACCAUGCAAUUUACAAAUAGAUGAUCUGUGACUGGCAAGCUAGCAGUUUUUAAGUUUUGUGAUAUUGUUAAGAUUAUAAGAUCUCCCUUUUUCUUAGUAGUCACGUACAUGGAAAUGUAAUUCUUAAAGAAUGAUCAUAAUCUAUCAACUCUUUGUCUGCAGUCCAGCAACUUUAAACAUGAUAGAGAUAGCUUGGAUUUGCUGGAGCAGCUGUCUUCAUGGAAAGAGUCACCAGAAAAUGUGAGCAGUAGAGCAAAAAUGACACGAUUAUCAUUGCACCUCUUUGGCACUACCUCCUUAGCCUAAUUUGGGGGUUGGCUUUGUUCAUCUCAUUGUAGAUAAUGGCCCCAUCCCAGCAAGUGGUGAUUUAUAUGUAGAAAUAGGGUUCUGUGAUUGCUCUCUCAUCACAUACACAAGGCUUCAGGACAUAAAAUAAAGCUCCUCACAUCCCACAGCCUGCAUUCCAUGCACAUAAGGGCCCAAAAGCUGUGUUAUACAAAUUCAGAUCUCUUGGACUCAGAAUUGUUUGCUCUGUUUGGCAAAGUCUGUUAUAAGGCCUCAGGUACCUGAUACUUUAUAUCCUUUUAUAGAGAUACCAGAUUUUAAGCCUGGAACCAUUUGGAAAAUAUUGCUCUACCACUGAGCUAUGGGCCCACCUAUACAUAACACCUAUAAUGAAAAAUGUGUCCAUGCAGGCACUCUGUUUUGUUUAAUUUAUUGGAAAGUGUAAAAAACCAACUGCUACACUGAAGUAUUACAUUUUUGAAAUUGAAUUGCUAGUAACUGGAGGAACAGAAGUUGGUAGAUAAUUUCAUAUCUUGUUCAUUCCCUCUCUUUGCCUUGAACAUAAAUCAAAAUGCCAUCAGAAUUGCUAUAAUUUCAGAGCACACCUCUCAAAACUUUAGCAUAUGGCUACAUUCACCAUUCAUACCAUGAGAGCUCUCCUAGAAACCAGUCAGACAACAUCUGCUCACAAGUUCCAUGGCAUAAAUUUAGUUUAUCACGAUUAGUAUUGAGAUACUGGUGUAUGUUUUUGAACUUCUUCAUUGUGUUUCAUUACAUCCAUCAUGCCAGCCCCAUGUCAAUGUACUAAUUGUAAAUUGCAUUGUCAUCUAGACUUACCUGUAGAUUUGGCUGAUACCUCAAUAAAUCAGAUAAAUUUUAAGUUUGCAAAAUAUCCAAAAGGUUCAAAUUUUAAGUGCUUGAAACUUUACAUUUUCUGUGGAAAACAAUGAACUAUUGACCAUGUUUAAUUGUGAGGAUUCGUGCAUUUUUCUAGCAGUAACUUUAGAAGGGCUAGAAUUUCAUCCCCAACAAUACAGUGUUAUAUAUAUUCUGACUGUACAUGUGGUUGCCAUAUUUUUUUACUUAUAACACAAUUCUAAACAAGUCUAUUCUGAAGUCCCAGUGAGUUCAGUAAGACGUACUUCCAGGUAAUAGGGUUGCAGCCAUAAGCAUAUUUGCAUAACCUUUUCUUUUCUUUUUUAAGAAAUGUUGGGAUAUUUUAAAUUAUUGUAGAAUAACAAUUCCUAAAUAUGUAGUGCAUUGACUAAAAUUUAUCAAUUGUCUCUUUUACAAGCACUUCGAUUACAGUAGCAUGUGACUAGGCUAAUAUUAAAUGGGAUAAGCACUGUCAGCUGGGUUAUUUCUGAUCCAGAAUUUGCAUAUCUGUUCUAUAUUCUGAUAGGUGGUUCAAUGUGGAGAAGAAAACCCACAUUUGGAAAGCCAAAUAUAAACGCAACAUACUGUCAAACUGAAAUAUCUAGGUUAUCUACCACCUCCUUUCAUUGAAUUUCCUUCUCAUACUAGUUUCAUCACUGUUUUUGAUCAUACUGGUUGGUAGUGAUGACAUCAUCAUUAUCCUCAUCGGGUUUAUGUUUUGAACAUCUCAUAUUUGGUACAGUACCAUUUCAACUUAAAGUGAUAGGAGCAUCCUUUGUUAUAAGUUCAUGUAAUUUUUGUUGUUUACUAUUUCUAGCCAAUUCAAAGUGCCAUCACAGGUACGCUCAGUCCCCAGGGGAUUAUGGUACCUGCAUCAGCCUUGCAGCAGGGAAAUGUAACUAUGGCAACCGUUGCAGGUAGGAAGCACUGAAUAAAAAUUCAAACCCUGCGCGCAUCAUAGAUGUAGUUUGUGUCUGUUAAGUGACUAAGAAAAGGAAUUCUUGAGAUGAUUUUUUGAUUACUAUGUUUAUAUGUCGCCUUUCUGCCUGUGCAGUCAAGGUCAUUUAAAUUUAAAAUAAUGGCAUAUAAGCAGGUAGGCAUGGUAUAAAAAAUGGGGGGGGGGGAGAGGAUGGGGAAGGAUGAGGAAAACGAGAACAUUCAGUACAAAUGCAUACAAAAUAACUGAUAAAAUGACCAGGUUGACUGAAGCAGACAGUUAUGGGAGGGAGGCAGCCAAGCCAAUGAAAUGGGCCAUGUUUAUGGCUCUCCUAUUGAAGCAGCCAUGUGGAAUGUUUGUUUUAUUAAGUUUUUUGUAUCCUCAUUUUUUAUUUUUCUGUUGUGAGUAGCCCUGGGAUCUUUGGAUGAAGGGCAGUAUGCAAAUUUAAUAAAUAAUAAUAAUAAUGGCUGCUGAUGAAAACAUUAUUAUUUUAUAUUAUUCAAAUACAAAUUAUUAUGCAACCAACUGGCCUAACAUCUUCACAAUAAUGGCUAUAUGGAAAGGUGAAUCAAAUGCAAUUGUCUAUUCUUCUUUUUUAAAAAACAAACAAACAAACAAGCUUAUGUAAAAUUAUAGUGAAGUUAAAAUUGUAGCGAAGUUUUAAAGUAAGUUUUGUGUGUUGUGUAAAUAGUUUAUUGUUUUCUUUCUUUAAUGACAUCUAUAUGAAAAUGUUAUCAUCAUACUGUGCCUUUGCUGUAGUGUAAUAUUGCUAUAUUAUAUUCUUUUAAGGUGGUACGGUGUAUCAGCCAGUGACUGUGGUCACGCCUCAAGGUCAAGUAGUGACACAAGCUUUGUCACCUGGAACCAUCAGGAUCCAGAAUUCACAGGUUUGUUUUAUAUUAUAAGCAUUUUUUAGUGAAAUAUUUUUAAAAAAACAUGGUAAUAUUAUGGUGUGUUAGUAACUGCCUGCUACGUCUGAAUCUCUGUGCAGCUCCAGUUACAAUUAAACCAAGAUUUAAGCAUCUUGCAUCAAGAUGACGGGUCAUCAAAAAAUAAAAGAGGAGUUCUUCCAAAGCAUGCUACAAAUGUGAUGAGGUCUUGGCUUUUUCAGCACAUAGGGGUAAGGUUGAUCACAGUGAUUUGGGAAUCACUACUGUUCUGAUAAUUUCUGCUGGUAUCUGCAUGAGAGGAAAAUGUUUGGCAAAAUCUGAAGCUUUUAACUACCUACUCAGAAUAUAUUAACUUGGUAUAUUAGAGUUGAAUCAGGCACAAAUUCAGUGGAUGUCUAUUAUAUAACCUUGUGAUCUUAAAUUUUAGAGAUAUUUUUGGUUUUAUUACAUCAUGCUGAGGAUUUUUUUUAAUCCUGUGCUCCCUUGAACAGUAGUCCUUUGAGGGAUAUAUUUAUAUCUCUGUUAAUCUGAACAGUUCCUAGGGGGCUAGAAUGCAGUAGCAUGUUUCUUUGUGCAGAUUGCCUUACUAAAUGCACUCCACACUCUCAAAAGGGGCCUUGUUAGCUUAGGGUCACACAUGUUUCCUGUAAUACCUACAUGCAUAGUAAGUUACAUUAUGAUCUGAAAGGUCAGACAAAAGUUUUUACAGGUUUUCUUCUUAAUUCACAUGUUAUAUGUACUUUUGUAAAGAAUUCAGUCCCUUUGGCUGUAUGUUUUUGGAGGUAGGGGAGGAACGCUCAACAGGAAUGCUCCACAGUCCAUGUACUCGUGAUCAAAUUUAUUAUACUCAAUCCCCUCAAAUUGUACUGUUUAGGCAGCAGUAUUUUCAGCUCUAGCAGAUAGAGCAAUAUAUGUAACAAGCUACCAGUGCUGGUGGCUUCAUCCAAAGGUAUUAAAAUAACUUGAACUUUUUGCAUGGCUAAAUGUAAUAUGUGGUCCAGUAUUCCCUUUUGAACUGUACUGCAUAACAUCUUAUGAUACUAAGGAGACAAAAAUGGGUCUGUAUUACCGUAUUUUUUGCACCAUAACACUCACUUUUUUCCUCCUAGAAAGUAAGGGGAAAUGUCUGUGCGUGUUAUGGAGCGAAUGCCUGCGGGUGGCAGGGGGGAUCUGCUGCAGUCGUGAGCAGAGGAUCCAUGGUUCCCCUUGCUUCCCUCCUCUGUGGUUACAAAGCAUAGAUCCACAUGGAUCCUCAGGAUUUUUGCAUUGGGCUACUCCAAACUCACUGUCAGAUCACAUGUCUGUGGCCACAGCAUGAACCACAAAAAUCAUAUAUCCACUAUUUCAUUUAGAAUAUUUUUUUUCUUGUUUUCCUCCUCUAAAAACUAUGUGCGUAUUAUGGUCUGGUGCGUGUUAUAGAGCGAAAAAUACGGUAAUUCUUAACAGUUCCUGAUAAAUUACUGUAUUUUUCGCCCUAUAGGAUGCAUUUUUCCCCUCCAAAAAUGAAGGGGAAAUCUGUGUGCGUCCUAUGGGGCGAAUACAGGCUUUCGCUGAAGCUUGGAGAGCGAGAGGGGUUGGUGCGCACCGACCCCUCUUGCUCUCCAGGCUUCAGGAAGCUAUCCGCAAGCCUGGGGAGCCCGUGGGAGUUCCCGCAGGGCUCUCUAGGCUGUGAAUAGCAGCCUGUCGCCCGGCGCGCGGGGCGCCCUGAAGCGGAGCGCCCUGUGCGCCGGAGAGAUAUCGGCCAGCCCCACAAGCUCGGGGGACAGCGGGGAGGCACAGCGCCGCCAUCCCGCUGUUCCUUGACCUGGUUUUGGGGGGGAAAUAAAGGGGGGGAAUUUUCCUUUAUUUCCCCCCCCCCAAAAAAAACUAGGUGCGUCCUAUGGGACGGAGUGUCCUAUGGGACGAAAAAUACGGUACUAGAAUUACUAUACUAAGUACAUUAUAGAUAGUACUAGAAAUAGCUAUGUUUCUCUUGUAGAUAUUUAGCUGGUAAUGCUUUUAUUUAACUCCACACGGUAUUUCAUCCCUACCAUAUGACACAAUGUGAUAAAUCCAGCUUUAUCACAUGCUGUGUUCCCCAAGGAUCAUGCCAUCUAGCAAGGACAGCUGGGAGAAUAAUCCCCUCCCCCACAUGGACAUUUAAGGAUAAAGUUAUACUGUUAAUUCUUUUUAAAAAAUCAUGUAGUGGUCAACCUGGUUAUCAUUUGAAGGUUGAUGUUGAAGUCCUUUCUGGCUUUCUUUUAGGUUUCAUGCCUUCACUGGAUAUUAGAUUUGCACAGAGCUAGGUUAAAGUUGUUCUGAAGCUAGCACUUCCUGGGAGGGAAUGUUUUUUAUUGCACCCAUUUAAAUAAUAAAUGCUUGACAGUUUACUAUCUACUUCUUCUGUUACUGUGCUAAGCAUUUUAAUAAUCUCAGUUUAUAUUGCACCCAGUUACUAAUUGUCUUAUCAGUUAUGCCUAAACUGGGCCAGUAACUGUCAAUGGAUCAGGGAUAUCAGCAAAGAUUGGUCUGCCAGCUAAUAUGCUGAAAAGAUAGAGAAUUAAAAUUUUCUGUGAGAAUUCGGGGGGGGGGGAUACAUUCAUUACAUCUGGGGGAAACUGGCUAGUUAAUUUUAUGAUUUCAUAAAAGUUAAUAUAGCAACAAAAAAAUGAGACUAAAGGGUUUUUCAAAAAGUACAGAGGAAAAAGAGUAUGGAGAUUCCCGCAGGUGACAGAAUCCUUGAAGUUAUUGUAGAUUUCCUUUCCCUUGCAGUCAUUUUCAAUUCCUUACCUGUGAAUAAUUUUUUUCUGGGAACUAGCACCAGAGACUAUAGAAAUUGGAGUACUAGGGAUGAGAAAGCGUUGGUUUUUGUAAUAGCAGUGAGUAUUUUAAGUUCACAGAAGUAGGAGUCUAAAUAAUAAUGUUCCUUUCAUUAUUAGAGUAAUAAAUUAUUAUCUGUAAUCGGUGUCAUAAAAUCAACAUAUUACAUAAAACAAUGAAAAUUUCAAUCUACACAUAUGAAAUCAUUGUGAUGUGUGUUGUCAAAAAUUAGUUUAUCUGGUCAGAAAUUAUCUAAUUAGCAUAGAAUUAAUCCCACACUAAAUUGUAUUCAUUUUGCUUUAUGGUUGCAGAUUUUUGUAUUGUGCUUAUUGCAUAUCUUUAAAGAGCAAAGUUCUUAUAACUUUUCCAACCCCCUUCCUGUCUGUAGCAUCCAUAUCCAACAGAGGAUGAGAAAAAACAGAUAGCAGCACAAACCAAUCUGACAUUACUUCAGGUUAACAACUGGUAAGAUACAACGAAUAUGCCACUUUUUUGUGUUACAAAAUUCACCUAUAUUGAAAAGUCACAUAGAAAUAUGCAGCAUUUUCCUUUGGGCUGCUAUGUAAAGCUAAAACUGGACGGGAUUGAUGUAGGGCAGAGGUGGUCAUGGGCCAGAUCCUUCCUGGAAUCAUCCUUGACAAGUGAGUAUGCCACAUGAUUGACAGGUGUGUUGUCCUGCCCAGCUGUGAGAAUCCCUUGUGCAGGAUUUGCAUUUUGGUACCACUUCAUCAGGCCCAUGUUCUGUGCUUUGGGAAGAUCCGAACAAAGGACUGGCAAAGUGAUUGUUUCCCCACUCCUAUCCUUUGACAGGACAGGAGAAACAAGGAGCACCUGGACCAAGCAGAAUCACCCUCCCUUCACAUUGACUAAUGUUGUGUGGAGGCAGGCAAUCCUGCUAAGCACUGAAUUUCAGUAUGCCAUAAAGCUCCCUGCAGGGAACUCUCUACCACACCAAAGGCAGCAGAAUCAUACUCCCUUUGUAUCAGCCAAGUGUGUGUGUGUGUGUGUUCCUGCUUAGCACUGGGCUUGGGUAUAGAGAGUCUGAUUUUACGGAUGUGUUCAUAAGAUUCAUUUUUGGUCAUUUUAGGUUUAUCAAUGCUAGAAGACGAAUUCUUCAGCCAAUGUUGGACUCCAGCUGUUCUGAAACUCCAAAAACAAAGAAGAAAACAGCUCAAAACCGACCAGUUCAAAGGUUCUGGCCAGACUCCAUUGCAUCAGGAGUAGCUCAGCAUCAAUCAAAUGAACUUACAAUGUCAGAUGGUAAGCAGAUUCCUCAGCUACUUUAUUUACUCUUUGCAAACUGGAUGCAAAGAGUAUCCUGAGCCUGUCAGACAAUUUCGCAAACAGUUUGUAUGAAUGAAAGGGGUGCAAUCUCUCUAGUAAAAAUAAACCCUUGAAGUAAAUGGAUUUCAGAGCAAUUCUAACCCCCAACUUGAAGCACUGCUGCUCACACUGUCGAAGGCAAACCAGUUGGGGGCCAGUUUCCUCUUCUGCCGUGCCAGCUCCAGGCUGGUGCAGCAGGGGGUGGGUCUGAAUUGGGCCUCUUUUCUGGCAUUCGGCCUGCUGAGGAUCCAUCAGAUUCAUCCCCAGCCCUGCUUCAGCACUGUAGCACCCUGCUUUGGGGGUCUACACUAGUUACCACCAAUGGGAAUACUGCUGGAGGUAGCUGCCCAAUCAGCUGUGCUUUCAGCAUGGGCAUCUGCAGCCAGUGGAGCCCACUGGAGCCAAGUAGAGGGACACCUCUACCCAGCUGUAGCUCCCUCCAUCAGCACUGAUCAGGCAGUUAGGAACAUGCCCUUAGCAUAGCAGCAGUUCUUCAUGGAUCACAUGAUCCAUGUGCCAAAUUGGAUUAUUUUGCCCUCCUAUGUAUCAGCACCAUUCAUAUAAACAGAGGUCUGUAAUGGCUCAAUGUGGUUAAACAUACCUGUGUCUGAUACACACUUUCAGCCUCACACAUGUUUAUUCAGAAGCAAGUUCCACUUUGUUCACUGGGGCUUGUCCUCAAGUAAUUGUAUAUAGAAUUGUAGCCUUAAAAGUUAACAGCUUUGGGAUUGCUUUUCAUUGGCUGCCCAAUUUUAAAAGUACAAACCCACUGUUUAUUAAGAUAAAUGAGAAACGUGUUCCAAGAUGUUCAAAACUCAGAAAUCUCAAUAGACUAAAACUGACAUCUCUGUUUUCGAAAUUACUUGUAUGGAGAAAGAUAAUUCAAAUAGCUUGUUCAACUUUCAUUCACUUUUAAUUUUUAGAUCUUUGGCUUUCAUUAACAGGGUUUUCAGAGUAAGAACUGUGGAUUUUGUAAAAGAAUUGAAUUGUUGUUCCAACUGGACCCUUGUUUUUCCUCCCCAUUCUCAGGAGCCGUUGUAACAAUUACAGCCCCAGUCAACAUGAAUGUAGACAGUCUGCAAUCUCUUUCGUCUGAUGGUACUACUUUGGCUGUUCAACAAGUCAUGAUGGCAGGGCAAAGUGAGGAUGAAUCUGUGGACAGCACUGAAGAUGACGGAGCAGACCUCUCAACCACAAACAUCAGUGGGCUGGUCUUGGAUAACAGUGAUUCUCUGCAAUAGGAAGCAAGAGAAUCUGGCCUAAAUAUAUAGGAAAAACAAUAGACUGACUGACUUUUUAUAGUUUGCACAGCAAACAUUUUACACAAGUUUUAUUUCUAAUAUGUUUUAUAUGUAGAUAUAGAAGAGUGCACUUUUUGUAUUUCAUAGUCGGCUUAAAGAGUGUCUUUACAGGUGCAGCAACUUCUUUCAAAUGUGUUGUUUUUGGUUUUGGUUUUGAAAUUCUAGUAAUUUAAGAGAGAGAGAAAAAAAACAUAAUCACCCCAUUAUUUUCUCAGGGUAAUUUUUUCACUCACAAAAUUGAUCCCAGAUUCCCCUAAUAAGGGAAUGGGGGGGGUCAUGGGACUGCAGUCCUGGGGGAAAGAUGAUGGAUGCCUCGCGGGUGAGUUAAUUUUACAUUAGCAUGGGUUUAAAUAUAUACCCAUCACACAAUCAUCAUCUUACUCAAUGGUUGCUGUUGUCUAUCAUCAUCUCUGCUGCAGUUUUGUGACAUAUGAAAUUGCCCUGGUGGGAGAAUUUGAAAGUACUUCAGUCUCCUGGAGAGUUAUGCAAUUAGUCCUGUCAUUUUAAGAUUACUCUAGGUGGUUUAACAAUGUAAAUGUAAAGCAUGUCAGAUUAGUGUUUGGGAUUUGUUUAUGAAGUUAGCCAUGUAGAUUUGAAAGAUGCUUCUGCACCUUAAAAAAAACCUGCCAGUCUGAAAUGGGCAACAAAACACAUAAAAGAAAGUGGAAACGUGUGAGUCAGUAACGAAUGUAUGGCAUUUAAAAUGAACUUAAUUUCUCAUUUAGUUGUUUGGUGGAAACCCUAGAUUCCCCCUGUACCUUUUGAUUUUGUCACUGACACAGCUGCUACUUGUUGUUUUAUCCACCUGCCCUGUGGCAUGCUGGAAUCCUACUUGCAAUAUGUGGGGUUGCGAUGGCAGGGAGGGCAACAAAGGAAGUGGAAUGGGCAAAAGAAGCAGUGAGUGUCCCAAUUCAGUGGUAGAUUUAAUGGUACAAGGGGAAUUUCUGGAUUGCAACUUAGCAGCUCUACUCAUAGUUAGUGAGUCUGUUCAUAAUUUGCUAUAAAACACUUAUUUUUACCUUAUCAGGUUAUUGGAGUAAAAUAUUUUUAUAAAUUCUCUAAGAAUUGGGAUGAUGACUGUAUUGAGCAUGAGAAAAAUGUUUAGUACUCCUAUUUGGAAGGUUAUGAAAACAGUCCAAAUUGAAUAAACAUGCCUAUGUCAUAUUCUAUGGAUCUCUGCUAUCCCAUAGUGAUACAGCCCAUUGUGGCAUAAAGUGGUGAUGUGAGAAGGACCCAGUCCUUAAUGGGAUCUUGGUUAUUGUUAAGCAUUGAUUUGUGUUCCGUAUAAACUAAUGUUACAUUUCAGUCUAUAUCGAAACCUGUUUCUCAAGCGAUUUGAUAAAUCGGUAUACAUAGGGAGUAAAAACCCACAAUCUUGCCUUAUAAUCAAGAUAAAAUCUAUAGCAGUACACACUUCGCAUCUGUUGACAGAACAUGGAUAUUAGCCUCUGAACUGCAAUACAUCUUUUCCCCACACUAUUGCCACUUCUCAAUUGUUGUUUUUAUAGCCAAAGUAUGUGAUAAGGUUAAGAUAAAAAUGAAUUUCUCAAGCACAACCUUACUUGCACAAUCUCAACAAUGCUUCAACAUACUAACUAUAUCAUUCAGCACUCAAAAAUAGUGAUGAUAAAUUAGCCUUCACCAUAAAUGUCAUUAGCUCCCCAUCCCAUACCUCUUGAGUUUGUUUAUAGUCUUGUGUGUACUGCCGCUGACACUACUGGGAGUUGGUAUUUUCCCAUUGCUUGCUUUAGAUAAUAGGCCCUGGGGGCUUGGUUAGCUAUUUGGAGGAAUUGGGUGACGUUAUCUGCACCAACAAAAUCCAGAUUUAUCUCCAGCUGAAUGUGAUAAAUUGACUUGGUUGGAAGUCCUGAUUCUACGAAGCCUUCAAAGAAUUUGUUUCCCUGGGGUUUUUGGGUGGGCUUUAAAAAGAGUUGGCGCCCUAUUUUCCUGUAUAGGUAAGUCUGAAGUUGGGAAGAACAAAUUACAUUUUUAUUCUGUUACCUCUAGGCUAUAUCAGACCCAAUCCAAAUGUUAUGGUGACAGCAUGGCUCUAUCUACUUGAUAGUGGUUCUUUUACGAUCCAUAAUCAAUUUACCACAAACAUGGCCUGGCUGAGUGAUGUCUCUACACCAUCAUUAUUUGCCUGUCCAGGUGACUUAGCACUGGUAUAGAUAGCACAAGAUCUGAGAUGUUAUGGUAACCAGCCCCUACUAUACAGAAAUGUUUUUUUCAUUGAUAACCACACUACUACAAUUAAUGCUCAAUUAGACCCACUUUACAGAGUAUAUGUCUUAUUUUUAUCUCGUAUUCCAUAGGUACUCUCCUGAUCACCAGAUAAGCAAGGCAGCAGACAGAGGUUGACAAGAGUGCUGUGAUCUCCAUAGCCUCACAAGGGGAGGAAAAAUACAGCCUUAGAAAGCUACGAAUGCAAAGCAAGGAGACAGCCGAGAGAUGACAACCUUAGAUCUGUACUGAAACGCUUCGCAUAAAGCCUAGAUAGACACCACCCUCACUUUUACAGUUGUGUGAAAGUUGGGCUAACCCAUAAUUUCUCUUUCAUGCUUUUUGAAAUUUUCUGAACAGUGUUAAGAUGUGAAAAAAUGUUUACAAGAGGUUUGUUUGGGGAAACGUUAGUAUAAUGUAGCAAGUUUAUAUAGGAAUAAUACCAGGCCUCAUUAAAACCACAACAUUUAAACACCACCACUGAAAGAGCUAAUGAAAUGCAACGAACAUUUGUGCAUCUGAACGUACCAUAGCUCAGUGGUAGUCUGUUCAUUGUGUUUUAUUGGCUUUAAAAUAGUUACCUAGGAUAGCACCCUUUCUUGACUUUUUUCAGUAGCACUUCAUACCCCUUUUUUUCUUAUACAAAAACGUUUCCCUGUUUUAGCCUCAUAUUUCCACUCUCUCUUCCAGAUAUUAGAAAGUGUUAGCAAGAAAAAGACCCAAAGCAACAUUUUCUUUUCAUUUGUAAAGCGCCUAGACUCGAAAUGCUUGUAAUGUAAUUCAGAGCAAAAGCAGGCUUUCUGAAAGUGUAAAGGGGAUUUGGGGCAAAGGCAUGUAGAAUGGAGUACCCAAGACAUACUUGCAGGUGGUAGAUUGUGGCCAUUUUAAGUACAAGACAGAGGGCAGUUGCAGCUCACACUUGGAUCUGCUCUCACCCUUUUGUGGUUUUUUCCCCCAGUUUGGGCUAUAGGGAUUAAAACCACUGUGAUGGGCUACCUGCAUGCAAACAGUUUACUGCGCAAAGUAUUUUCCACAUGACAUGAGUUUAUAUUGGCCGCUGUAUGCCCUUUUAAAAUACAAAUCAGCCAAAUGCUGUUGAAUUUCAAAGAGAGGCCUCCCCUGUAUGCAGGCUUAUUUAACAAAAGGAAACCAAACCAUUCUUCAUUUAUUUCAUAGUCUCUGAAGUAUAUAUUUUAAUGUUAAAUUCAUUUGCACAUGUCUGUUCUCACAGCCAUGCUUAACAGAUCUAGAAAUGUCAAAAUUGGAGCAUGCCAGCCUGUAACUAAUAUGCUGUGACUUCUGUGAAGACAAAACAAUCCCACAUUAAGCAAAUCAUCAGUAUCUUUGGGAUGGAUAUCAGUUUGAUGGUUCUGGGUUUGAACUCCAACUUUAUGCUGAGUUCUGGACAUGGGUCUUCUACCCUUCAGCACAAGCAAAUUCUUGAUAUACCUGAAACUGGGAGGUGGCAAAUGCUCUGCCUUUCCUUCCUGAGUUGUGUUUUUGUUUAGUUUCAUUGCAGUUGGUUGGAACAGUUAUAACAUCACUGAGCUAGAAAUUGCAGCUCUGCCCAGAUACCUUGAAACUUUCUCUUAUCCACAGAAAUGUUUGGAAAAGCAUUGCUGGACUUAAGAAGAAUUUAAACUCUUCAAAACUUGAUAUCCAAAUACAUGCGAGCUAAGUAAUCAUUUUCAAUCAUCGCAUUAGAUGAAUGAGUGUAGUUUAUUUUGAUGUGUCUUAUAAUGGUGCUAUUAUUUAUGACUGGUGUAUGUAUUGGCAUCCUUCUCCUGAGAUGGUAAACUGAUCCACCAAAACAGAAUGGUAUUCUAGUUUUACUCAAAGUCGAACUUUAUGAAAUGAAUGGACCUACCUUAGUCAUCAUGUCCUAACCUUCAACAGGUCUCCUUUGAGUAAAACUCAGUUGAAUGCCACGCACGGUUAAGAAAAAUAAACUCUGCGGUAGGUGUCCAGAACUAGCUGUAUGCUUGCUAUGCCAUUAAUGUGCAAAAAACAGGGCAGAAGACUUGAGCUGUGUUUUUGGGAUAGCACUGUAGCCUGGCCAUGUAUGGUCAAAAGGACAUGUUUUAAAAGUUCUUGUAGUACAAGAGAAAGGUACAAAAGAUGUUUUGGGAUUUCCAGUUCAACUGUAGGAAAGUUAGUAUCACUUUAACGAGGUAGUAUCUCUACAAAGGAACCCAGAAGUGGACCACUAAUCCAGGAUUCAUGAUGAGAUUCAGGCUGCAUCAGCCAAUCAUGGUGUGUUCAAUUACAUAUAUCACAUUUGGUAGAAAUGUGCUAAGCAUCCAUUUCUCAAUACUUAAUGUGCUUUACUUUCUCUUUGAAACAUAUUGGAUGUUACUGAUGAUUGGAAUGCCAUUACAAGUGGAAGUAGAUUGUGUUUACCAAACCCAAAUUACAUUUUCUUAAACUUGUUUAACAUUUUGAGGAGACUUUUGCUUCAGUGACAACUAGAAAAGGCUUUUGACUGUGUGUGUGGUUCCAAUUCAUUCAUAUGCCCACUCCUUUGGAUUGUGGCUAUUAUAUAGGUCAAUGACAGCUGCUUUUACAAGUGCUUGUCUGCCUGUGAUAACAGCAUUAUACAAAGUAGACUCUAUAGCAUAUUUAAAUAUUGGUUUGUUGAUGCAGGAAAUACAAAGGAAAGCACGCUAGACUUUGAGGUCCAUAACCUACCUAGGAUGAAUGAUUAUGGGUUUUGUCUGCAAAAUAAGUCAUUGGAGCCCCAUUUCUAAAAAAAGUUAUACUAUCUAAUCCUUAUGUUUUGGGUACUUGCCAUUUGUUAGAGUCUGUGUAUUUUGGCAGAGAGAAAAAACAUGUCUUCAGUUGUAUCAGGAAAUAUUUUAUCUUCAUAAUUGACAAUCUUUAAAAUCUAAACUCUGAUAAACUUAGUUGUUCAGUUUGUUUUGUCAUUUAAUGAAAUAUUUGAACCAGCAUGGCAAAAUAAUUAUGAUUCAUCAAUGUGUUUUACAUGAAACCUCUGAACUCAAAGCAUGAUUUCUUCACUUUGUGUUUUAAAAGUAAAGUUUCACAUUGCUUUAAUUAAGGUCAAUUGUCACAUUACUGUGUUCCUGUUUCAAUAUUCUAUAAUGCAGAUAUCAAUUUUGUUUUUAUUUUGUAUAUCAGUUUUGUUUGGAAAUCCUUACCCAGGUCUUUAAGUUGGAAAAUAUUUUGCAUCUUUCUUUACACAAGUCAUUAUUUGGAUUAUAGGAGCAAAAAUGCAACAUUCUUACUGAUCUGGGAAUGUUGUGUUUUUAAUUGUAGACAAGCUUAACGAAAAGCUAUGCAAUGAAUUAUUUCAAAAUAUUUUCACUCUUUGUUGUUCUGAAAUAAAAGUGAAAGGGAUAUC
Molecule: messenger RNA, 31369 nt
Organism: Podarcis lilfordi (Lilford's wall lizard)
Lineage: Eukaryota; Metazoa; Chordata; Lepidosauria; Squamata; Lacertidae
Source: the annotation of a GenBank genome assembly